Messenger RNA from Cyclocybe aegerita, 816 nucleotides. Lineage: Eukaryota; Fungi; Basidiomycota; Agaricomycetes; Agaricales; Hemipholiotaceae. The record is from the annotation of a GenBank genome assembly.
AUGCAGUUCCAUGUUUCGAAUGUCAUCGAUGUCAUCCUCCAUGGGUUCUCCUAUGAUAAGCGACAGCAUCGCAGGUUUCUUGGACGAGUUGGGAAUGGGCAUACCGGCCUGGGCUGUUUCAACCUCUUUUUCAUCCCACUGCUCUUUCCUAGAGCAACAUCGGAUUCUUCCAAGAUGACAACCCAGAUAUUGCUCUUGAAGAACGCGACAGAUGCCCAGAUCGAGCAGGCAGUUGAACUAAGCAUGCGAGCAUACGAAGGCGACGAGUCUGUGGUGUCCAUGAUAGGUGGUGACGAGACCCUUCGCAUCCAUAUGUUCCGGGCGAUGAUUCGGGCGGGAGCGCGUGAAGGAGCGUUCUACGCCGUUACGGAUACCAUGUCGGGAAUAAUACUUUCCUUCAGCAUAUGGUUUGCACCAGGUCGGAGGAUAUUUGACACGGAGGCGCAACGGAGCCUUGACUGGACCGACUUUGUCAAUGCAUUGCAACCCAAAGUUCAGGAAUGGUGGGUCAAUGUUCUUGGACCUUUGCACCACGAAGCGAUGGUGAAGUAUGUGGGUCCCGAGUACCCUGACAGCUGGUAUGCGAGUAUCAUUGCCACAGAUCCGGAAUACCAGAGGAGAGGAUACGCCAGUUCUUUAGUCAGCACGGUUCUCCAACGAGGCACCAAAGAAGGAAAACCUGUCCUUCUCGCAACUCAGACUAUGGGAAAUGCCAAAUGGUAUCAAUCUUUGGGCUUCGAGCUCAAGGGAAAGACUACGAUUCCCUCAGACUACUUCAAAUUUCCCGACUAUAUUCUCCGCUGGGCAUCAUGCUAA